UCCUUCCAUUGUCAUCCUACCCGGCCGGCCGGGCUGCCAGGGCCCUCCCCCUCCCGGCCCCCUCCCUUCCUCUCGCCGUCUCACAGUCGCUCCGCAGCCUCCGGCGACCGGGGGGAUGUGAGGCCGGCGCCCCAGCCCCCCGCCCCGCCAUGAGCCCCCCGCUCUGAGGGCCCCGGCCCCUGGAUGCACAGCCCCGGCGCUGAUGGGACCCAGGUGAGCCCGGGUGCCCACUGUCUCAGCCCCCCUGGCACAGGCUGCCCCGGACCCCGUGCAGACACACCAGGCCCCCAGCCCCAGCCCAUGGACCUGCGGGUGGGCCAGCGGCCCCCGGUGGAGCCCCCGCCGGAGCCCACGCUGCUGGCCCUGCAGCACCCCCAGCGCCUGCACCACCACCUCUUCCUGGCAGGCCUGCAGCCCCAGCACUCAGUGGAGCCCAUGAGGCUCUCAAUGGACACGCCGAUGCCUGAGCUGCAGGUGGGGCAGCAGGAGCAAGAGCUGCGGCAGCUCCUCAAUAAGGACAAGAGCAAGCGAAGUGCCGUAGCCAGCAGUGUGGUCAAGCAGAAGCUGGCAGAGGUGAUUCUGAAGAAACAGCAGGCAGCCUUAGAGAGAACAGUCCACCCCAAUAGCCCCAGCAUUCCUUACAGAACUCUCGAGCCCUUGGAGACGGAAGGAGCUGCCCGUUCUGUGCUCAGCAGCUUUCUGCCUCCUGUUCCCAGCCUUCCCAGUGACCCCCCAGAACACUUCCCUCUGCGCAAGACAGUCUCUGAGCCCAACCUGAAGCUGCGCUACAAGCCCAAGAAGUCCCUGGAGCGGAGGAAGAACCCGCUGCUCCGGAAGGAGAGCGCCCCGCCCAGCCUCCGCCGUCGGCCGGCAGAGACCCUAGGGGGUGAGGCCCAGCAGGACUCCUCCCCCAGUAGUAGCAGCACGCCAGCCUCAGGGUGCAGCUCCCCCAAUGACAGCGAGCACGGCCCCAACCCGGUCCUGGGCUCUGAGGCGCUCUUGGGCCAGCGGCUGCGGCUGCAGGAGACCUCUCUGGCCCCGUUCGCCUUGCUGCCCACAAUCACGCUGGGGCUGCCCGCCCCUGCCAGGACUGAUGGUGACCGCAGGACCCAUCCUACUAUGGGCCCUCGGGGGCCGGUCCUGGGGAGCCCCCAUGCUCCCCUCUUCUUGCCCCAUGCCUUGGAGUCGGAUGCUGGGGGCCCCCUGCCCUCUCGCCUGCAGCCCAUUCUCCUCCUGGAUCCCUCAGUCUCUCACACCCCUCUACUGACUGUGCCCGGGCUUGGGCCCCUGCCCUUCCACUUUGCCCAGUCCUUACUGACCACCGAGCGGCUCUCUGGGUCAGGCCUCCACCGGCCUCUGAGCCGGACCCGCUCAGAGCCCCUGCCCCCAAGCGCCACCGCCCCUCCACCGCUGGGCCCCCUGCAGCCCCGCCUGGAGCGGCUCAAACCUCACGUCCAGCUGAUCAAGAGGCCAGCCAAGCCGAGUGAGAAGCCCCGACUGCGGCAGAUACCCUCAGCUGAGGACCUCGAGACGGACAGUGGGGCAGUGGGGCCGGUGGGGGAUGACGGCCUGGACCACAGGGAGUCCAGCCAUGGGCAGCAUGAGGCCAGAGGCCCUGUUUCUCUCCAGCAGCACCAGCAGGUGUUCCUCUGGGAGCAGCAGCGACUGGCCGGGCGGCUCCCCCGGGGAGGCACUGGGGACUCUAUGCUGCUUCCCCUGGCCCAGGGCGGUCACCGGCCCCUGUCCAGGGCUCAGUCAUCCCCAGCCGCGCCCGCCUCACUGCCUACCCCGGAGCCCGCCAGCCAGGCCCGUGUCCUGCCCAGCUCAGAGACCCCCACCAGGACCCUGCCCUUCACCACAGGGCUGGUCUAUGACUCGGUCAUGCUGAAGCACCAGUGCUCCUGUGGGGACAACAGCAGGCACCCAGAGCACGCGGGCCGGAUCCAGAGCAUCUGGUCCCGGCUGCUGGAGCGGGGGCUCCGCAGCCAGUGUGAGUCUCUCCGGGGCCGGAAGGCCUCCCUGGAGGAGCUGCAGUCGGUGCACUCCGAGCGGCACGUGCUACUCUAUGGCACCAACCCGCUCAGCCGCCUCAAACUGGACAAUGGGAAGCUGGCAGGGCUCCUGGCUCAGAGGAUGUUCGUGAUGCUGCCCUGUGGCGGGGUUGGGGUGGACACUGACACCAUCUGGAACGAGCUGCACUCCUCCAACGCGGCCCGCUGGGCUGCCGGCAGUGUCACUGACCUCGCCUUCAAAGUGGCCUCCCGCGAGCUAAAGAACGGUUUUGCGGUGGUUCGGCCCCCAGGACACCAUGCAGACCAUUCCACAGCCAUGGGCUUCUGCUUCUUCAACUCAGUGGCCAUUGCCUGCCGGCAGCUGCAACAACACGGCAAGGCCGGGAAGAUCCUCAUCGUGGACUGGGACGUUCACCACGGCAACGGCACCCAGCAGACCUUCUACCAGGACCCCAGUGUGCUCUACAUCUCCCUUCAUCGCCAUGAUGACGGCAACUUCUUCCCGGGCAGUGGGGCUGUGGAUGAGGUGGGAGCUGGCAGCGGUGAGGGCUUCAAUGUCAACGUGGCCUGGGCUGGAGGUCUCGACCCCCCAAUGGGGGAUCCUGAGUACCUGGCUGCCUUCAGGAGAGUCGUGAUGCCCAUCGCCCGAGAGUUCUCUCCGGACCUGGUUCUGGUGUCAGCCGGGUUUGAUGCUGCCGAGGGUCACCCGCCCCCACUGGGUGGCUACCGCGUCUCCGCCAAAUGUUUUGGGUACAUGACGCAGCAGCUGAUGAGCCUGGCGGGAGGGGCGGUGGUGCUGGCCCUGGAGGGUGGCCACGACCUCACAGCCAUCUGUGACGCCUCCGAGGCCUGUGUGGCUGCUCUUCUAGGCAACAAGGUGGAUCCCCUCUCAGAAGAAGGCUGGAAACAGAAACCCAACCUCAACGCCAUCCGCUCUCUGGAAGCUGUCAUCCGGGUGCACAGUGAAUACUGGAGUUGCAUGCAGCGCCUGGCCUCCUGUCCGGACUCCUGGGUGCCCAGGGUGCCAGGGGCCGACACAGAGGAAGUAGAGGCGGUGACCGCACUGGCAUCCCUCUCCGUGGGCAUCCUGGCGGAAGAGCGGACCUCAGAGCAGCUGGUGGAGGAGGAAGAACCUAUGACUCUCUAAGGCUUCAGAGCAGAUCUGCUGCCCGCCCCGCCCACCCUGCCCUUCGGACCUGGUUCUCUUCAAACCUCUGGCAACAGUACCUGUUCCCGGGGUCUUCAGAGAUCCUUUGGGCAGGUAGUCGGGGCCAAAGAACAGCCCCUGAACAGUCACCCCAAGGAGCCUGAGAAGGCCCCUGGGUCUAGGAUAGGGACCAAAGAGGACCCUGGGAGGAUGCAGGCUGGGUAGCCAGCCAGGCCCCAGUAGGGCUCUACCGGAAGCAGAGUCUAUCCCCUGGGGUCCAGGCCCCGGGCUGGGCCCCCGUUCCUCAGGACUGCACAGAUGAGGACUGGCUCAGCCGGGCCCACCCAUAACCACUAUUCUUGGCUCUGUAGACCCCAGACUUUGCACACAGCCCCAGGCUCCACACAGAAAUGUGAACUUGGCCUCAGCCAGAGUGGCCCUUCUGAGGCUCUGGGGGCUGGAAUUGGGGGAGUAAGGGAGAGUAGGAGGAGCCCAGGGGCCCCAUAUCUCUGAGUGCAGGGGGAGGUCCCCUCUCACCUGCUUCCUCAGAUGCCUCUGGAAGCCUCCUCCCCAGCACUGGGCAGUGAGACAAAGCUCCCUCUGAGAGCGGUCAUCGGCAGGCCUCCCAUCUGGUCCCCUGCCCCCUGCCAGAGGCCACUCUGCGUUGACCAUCUCAGUGCCCUGGUGGAGCAGACAGGUGCUCUUGGAGUUCUGUGCUUCCCGAUCCAAUGGUGCCAAACCCUUCAUCUCCCCUCAGAAGCACAGCAUGACCCCCAGGGACCCCCCAGUCACUGCCCCCUCCAUGAGCCUUCUCUGUUUCUGGGGUCUCCCCCACCCCAGCUGACUCCUGCCCUACAUAGGACUAGCCUGACUGAGGGGGAAAGGGGCGGGAGAGUGGAUGUAAGACAUGGGGGAGGGAGGCUGCCCUGGCAAAGUCUUAAAGGCUUCUGGGGUCCAGGCCUGGGGCCAAGAAGGAAAGUAUUGGUGUGUGUGUGUGUGUGUGUGUGUGCGCGCGCGAGUGUGAGGGAGUGUGUGUGCACGCGUGCACGUCUUCCCCAGGACCACCAUACCCUUUGUAGGUAUGCAUGUUUUUGUAAAAAAGGAAAAAGAAAAAAAAAAGGAAAAAAAUCUGAAGAAUAAAUGUUUUAUUUGCUUUAAA
Camelus dromedarius (Arabian camel) is the source of this 4318-nucleotide messenger RNA. RefSeq names its product histone deacetylase 7 (gene HDAC7). Gene Ontology annotation, molecular function: histone deacetylase activity; transcription factor binding. NCBI's taxonomy places the organism in Eukaryota, Metazoa, Chordata, Mammalia, Artiodactyla, Camelidae. The record is from RefSeq and is a predicted model, not a curated record. The transcript is spliced from 26 exons. The coding region runs from base 184 to 3159 and encodes 991 amino acids. Gene Ontology annotation, cellular component: histone deacetylase complex. Gene Ontology annotation, biological process: negative regulation of transcription by RNA polymerase II.